Molecule: messenger RNA, 1626 nt
Organism: Aegilops tauschii subsp. strangulata
Lineage: Eukaryota; Viridiplantae; Streptophyta; Magnoliopsida; Poales; Poaceae
Source: RefSeq, a predicted model, not a curated record
AUGAAGAGAUGUGAUGAUCUAAUGAACCAGAAGCAAUCCAUUGGAGCUGUCUUACACAAGGGAACAAAGAAAUCCAAUAUAGAGUACCAAACUCGGCUGAUUGCGUCAAUAGAUAUUGCAAGGUUGCUUCUUGUUUUGGGCUUGCCAUUUCGAGGUCAUGAUGAAAGCGAGUCUUCUUUGAGGAAGGGGUAUUUUCUAACUUUUUAUGAGUGGUAUGUUGCACGUUGUCCUGAUGUGGCUGCUGUUGCUUUGAAGAAUGCUCCUCAGAAUUUAAAGUUGGUUUCUUCGACUAUCCAGAAACAUAUUGUGAAAGCUUGUGCUAUAGAAACAGUGAAAGCAAUCAUAGAAGAUCUGGGAGAUGAAUACUUUGCUAUAUUGGUUGAUGAAUCUCGUGAUGUAUCUCACAAGGAACAAAUGGCUCUUGCUAUAAGAUAUGUUGACAAAAGGGGGUUUUCAGUGGAGCGUGUUAUUGGCCUUUCUCAUGUUACUCAAACAACUUCUCUUGCUCUCCAACAAGCUAUUUAUGCAGUGCUUAAAAAACAUAACCUUAGCCCUUCUCGAAUUUGUGGCCAAGGCUAUGAUGGAGCUAGUAAUAUGCAAGGGCAUUUGAAUGGUUUGAAAACUUUAGUAAUGGAAGAUUCUAGGUCUGCUCAUAGCAUCCAUUGUUUUGCUCAUCAACUUCAGCUCACACUAGUUGCAGUCGCAAAAAACCGUGAAGAUGUGGUAUGGCUUUUUGAGUGGAUGAGUGUUCUUCUCUCCACAGUGGGAAAUUCUUUUAAGAACAGAGAUAUGCUUAGAGAGAAACAAGCAAAAAGAGUCCAGACGGCACUGCAGAAUGGAGAACUGGAAACUGGUAGAGGUUUGAAUCAAGAACUUGGACUUAAACGAGCUGGGGAUACUCGUUGGGGUUCUCAUUUCAGCUCUCUCUUGAAUAUGAUUGUUAUGUUCCCCUCGGUAAUUGAAGUUGUAGAUGAUAAUGCACAAAACGCCAGCAAAGCUCUCGAUAGGAUUAAAGCAAAGGGUGUUCUGGACGCUAUUCAAACAUUUGACUUUGUUUUCAUGAUGCACUUGAUGAAGGUUAUACUUGGGAUUACUAAUGAUCUAAGCGUUGCUUUGCAAAGGAAGGAUCAGGACAUUGUGAAUGCCGUGUCGUAUCUUCACACAACCAAAAGAAGGCUACAGGAAAUGAGAAACCAAGGUUGGGAAGGUAUGAUUGAAAAGGUUACUGAUUUUUGCAUUGAACAAGAUAUUGAACUUUCUGAUAUGGAUGCUAUGCAUAUUCCCCGAGGAUCGAAAUCAAAGCGUAAGGUUCAGACUGAUGGCAUAUCAAAUAAGAAUUACUACCAAAGUGUGAUGUACGCCAUUAUUGAUAUGUUACGUGUAGAGAUUGAUGACCGCUUUAGUGAAAGCAGCACAACCUUGCUUCUUGGGAUGGCUUCUUUGGAUCCUUCUGAUUUGUUUGCUAAUUUUGACAAAGAAAAAGUGUUAGCAAUGGCUCGUUUGUAUCCAGAUGAUUUUGGGAGUGAAAGCAAGAUUGAAGAUCUUAGUGUCCAACUUGAUAACUUCCUUGAAAAUGUUCGUGAUGAUUCAAGAAUCUCCAAUUUGAAAGGGCUCACAGGAACAUGA